CCAUCGAAGCGGGAAUCGGAGCCUCUCACCGGCGUUUACACCAUCGGAGUCUCAGUUUAUUUACAGUUCUUAUCUUCUAGUUUCUGAAUACGAGUGAAAGUGUUCUACUUACAAUUGAAGGAGAACUUCCCGACAAUGGUCUCUUGGGUCUUAUCCAUUCGUCCACAAAGUUGUCUCCUUCCAGAAUUUCCCGUUUCCAUCUCUAAAUCGAAGCUACUCAUAGACUGUCUUCCAAGGAGCGUCCCAUUACGCUUAUCAGUUCCCAUCAAGAGACAAUUGACUGUGAAGACCCGCUGUUUCUCUGAGACAAAGCGUCGAACACCUUCCGUACAAUCCAAACGUCAAUUUUGGGAAGACCCAGACGAUGGUAGCGACAGUGAAGAUGAAGAAGAAGGAGAAGACGAAGAGGGUAUCGGAAAUGAUUUAGAUUUCGAGAGUGAUUGGGAAGAUGGAGACUCAAGAGCCCAGAAGGUUACUACAGACAACAACUACGAGGAACAGCUUGCAAGAGAGGUUGAGCAACUUCUUGCACCUGAAGAAAGAGCGAUUCUUCAGCAAAACGAAAAACCAAAUCUUCAAAUGAUAUCAACUAAGAAGUGGAAGCCACUUCAGACUCUUGCUCUGUCAAUGCAGAUUCAGUUAAUGGACAAUCUCAUGGACAAUGGACUAAACAUUGAUGAUGUUGACAAGGACGGCGAAACCGCUCUUCAUAAGGCAGUCAUUGGUAAAAAAGAAGCAGUGAUUACUCAUCUUUUGAGGAAAGGAGCAAACCCACACGUUCAAGAUCGGGACGGUGCAUCUGCGCUUCACUAUGCAGUUCAAGUUGGAGCCUUGCAGACUGUAAAACUACUUAUCAAGUACAAUGUAGACGUCAAUGUUACAGAUAAUGAAGGAUGGACUCCUUUACAUAUCGCUGUGCAAAGCAGGAAUCGAGACAUCACAAAAAUCUUGUUGACCAAUGGUGCUGAUAAGACAAGAAGAACAAAGGACGGGAAAGUAGCAUUGGACAUGGCUCUGUGCUUUGGAAGAGAUUUCAAGUCAUAUGAUCUGGUCAAGCUGUUGAAGAUCAUGCCUACUGACGAUAUAUAGAAAACAAUUGGUGAGUUUUUGAAUGAUGAGGUUGAGAUUAGUAAACCGGGGUUGAAAUUACCUGGUUUGUUUGUAAUCUAAUCCGCUUAAAGUGGUAGAAGAAACCCGGUUUUGUUUGUAUUAAACUAGAUUUUUUGUUGUAUAAUCAAAAACCAAUUGAAGAAAUAUGUAUACUCAAAUACAUUUUCCCUGGAAACUCUCCAUUCACUGUUC
Messenger RNA from Brassica oleracea var. oleracea, 1302 nucleotides. Its product is annotated as ankyrin repeat domain-containing protein EMB506, chloroplastic. Gene Ontology annotation, molecular function: chloroplast targeting sequence receptor activity; protein binding. NCBI's taxonomy places the organism in Eukaryota, Viridiplantae, Streptophyta, Magnoliopsida, Brassicales, Brassicaceae. The record is from RefSeq and is a predicted model, not a curated record. The transcript is spliced from 7 exons. Gene Ontology annotation, cellular component: chloroplast outer membrane. Gene Ontology annotation, biological process: protein targeting to chloroplast. Bases 136 to 1089 code for a protein of 317 amino acids.